Molecule: messenger RNA, 1990 nt
Organism: Xiphias gladius (swordfish)
Lineage: Eukaryota; Metazoa; Chordata; Actinopteri; Istiophoriformes; Xiphiidae
Product: ICOS ligand-like
Exons: 6
Coding region: 925-1857 (310 amino acids)
Biological process (GO): negative regulation of T cell proliferation; T cell costimulation; immune response
Cellular component (GO): external side of plasma membrane
Source: RefSeq, a predicted model, not a curated record
CCUGUUUAUGUCAUUUCCCUCGUCAUUUUCUCACCAAUUACUCUCUUUACUAAAAAAUUAUAGCAAAAAGCAGGUUAUAUGGAAACCAAUUACUACACGGUGCAUUCAAUUCCUUUUAACAUAAAAGCAACAAAAAAAAAUAACGUUUAUAAAAAUAUAGCGUUUCACUGUGAAUCUCACAGGUACGAUCUGCCCCCUCGCGGACUACAGGGUAAUUACAUCUCCGAAGUUUAAUUUUCAUUUUGACUCAAUUGUCUUUCUUUCUUUUGUAAAAUCUGUUUUACGGUGCUAGCUUAGCUUUAGCUUUAUCGCCGUGACCCCAUUCCUAAUUUAGCUUGGAAACAUAUUUUCAUGCUCAUGGUCUAUUUCAUCUCAGACUUUUUUGAAGAGGACUCCGGUCCCAGGCGUGCUUUGGACGUCUGAGCCCCCGUCGGGUGCCGUAUCAUACUGCCUACAUCACAGCCCGUGGGUGUGGGUGUGUGUGACCUAAGAAGAAGUCAAACAGGUUGGACUUGUCUCCGGACCAUGGCUCCUGGCAGGACCUGUGCUCAUGGAAACUGGGAAGGCUGUUUUUUUUUUUUAUUCUUUUAGUUUUGUUUUGUUGAGGUUUCUCUUUCUGGGAAUCUUUGCACGUUUAAAAUCCGUCGGCGGGAAACGUUGGUCAUUUAGAUCCGAGCAGAGGAGAGACAGCCCGGGUUGGGUUCAACAAGCCGCAACAUGACUGGCAGCGAAAUUACUUCGGCGCGGAGAGGAGUGUGCGUCUGACUUGGAGGUUGUUAAAGGGGACCGGCAGGAGACGGGACAGUAGAGGUAGACGGGUAUAUGAGUCAGUAAUAGACGAGUCUUUGUUUUGUCAAGUACAAAGCAAAAAUAUCUCUGAGCCGUUUUUGCGUCUUGCGCGCUCAGUCGUUCCCACAGCGGGCGAUGCCGGUGGCACUGUGGCGCACAGGACUGGUGCUCGGCUUCCUCGGCUUCCUCGGCUUCUGCGCCUGUCUGGAGCAAGACUGUGUCCUCGGCAUGGUCGGGCGGCCGGUCUCACUGCCCUGCUUUUACCCGGAAUUGUCAACUUUUGCGAAUUUCUCCGUUGAGUGGAGGAGAGAUGAUGAAGUGCUGCUCAGAGCGGAGUGGGAAGAGGAUGGCGUUGUGGGGGAAUGGAGCACCGAGAGCGCAGCAAUCUCCGCUGACGCUGCGCUGACCGGAAACUUGUCUUUGGAACUGCCCACAGUUGAUCCCAAAGAGGACCAGUCCUACUAUAGCCUGUUCAUCAUUUCAGGGGAGAAUCAAAGUGCUCCUCUGUGCACUGUGUGCCUCAAAAUAGCAGCCAGUUUCAGCCCCCCACUGCUGCAGAGGGAAGAAGCAGAGCGGGAAGAUGAGACGGCCUUCCUGUGUCACUCCAGCGGUGGCUUUCCGGAGCCUGCUGUUUACUGGCUCAUUAAUGACACCGAGGAGCCCCCUGAAGGUUCCGUGAGGACCCUGGCAGCAUCCCUCCCAGACUCCCGUCUCUACAACGUCACAAGCCACCUGAUGGUCAACAUUUCCAAAGACUCCAGAGUGUCGUGCAUCAUACAGAACCUGUCCAUGAACCAAACCUUGACAUCCACCAGCUAUGGAGUGCGGGGCAGCCCGCCGGUUAGUCGAGCAUCCAAGGCCAUGUGGAUCUUCAGCACAGCUCUCUGUGUGGUGGUUGGGGUCAUGGUGAUUGCGGGAGUGGCCUAUCAGAUCCACCUGGACAGGAUAAGUAAGAGGAAGAAGGACGAAUACAAUCGGAAACACCUGAAAAGAGGAUACAAAAGACGACAUCUGUAUAGGGAGGAGACCGUAGCGAUGAAGCCAGAGCCAGAGGAGACUGAUGUUUAAAAUCUCGAGGUGAUAAAUCUUCCUCAACUGUCACUUUUUAAGCCUUAGGCAACAGAGCACUGAUUUAUAAACAUGUAUUUGUUGUAACCACUGCGUUCACCACCUAAAUAUUUAAUACAGAACAUGUAGAUGU